UGUCCCUGGAACUUCAGAAAUUCAUCACCUUUUUGUGGACAUUCAAAGCCGCUGUCCACUGACGGUUUAUCCCCAUGCUGCUGAGAUGUGGCUGUGCAAGCAGAGGGGUAACCGCAGCCUUACGCUGCCGCUGGUCCAGGCUGAGGGUCUUGAGCCAGCUGUGACCAGCUUUGGGAUUGCUGUGGCUGCACUUACAGUAGGUGGCAUGUUCGAUACCGUGCAGAGGAGUACCCAGUGGACCACAGACUGGGCGCUUCUGCUCCUCCAGAUAAUCACUUCGGGAACUGUUGAUAUGCAGACCAACAACGAGUUGUUCACAACCGUGCUGGAUAUGCUGGGCGUCCUCAUCAACGGGACGCUUGCCUCCGACUUGUCAAACGCUUCACAAGGAGGGCCCGAGGAAAACAAGAGGGCUUACAUGAAUUUAGUGAAAAAAUUGAAAAAAGAGCUGGGAGACAAGCGGUCAGAAAGCAUUGACAAGGUUCGCCAGCUGCUCCCUUUGCCAAAGCAGACGUGUGAUAUUAUUACUUGUGAGCCAAUGGGAUCCUUGAUCGACACCAAGGGGAACAAAAUUGCAGGAUUUGACUCCAUUGAUAAGAAACAGGGUCUUCAGGUUUCAACAAAACAAAAGGUGUCCCCUUGGGAUUUAUUUGAAGGUCACAAAAAUCCUGCUCCUCUCUCCUGGGCAUGGUUUGGUACAGUUCGUGUCGACAGGAAAGUGAUAAAGUAUGAGGAGCAGCAGCAUCUCCUCCUGUACCACACGCACACCAAACCCAAGCCACGGAGUUACUACCUCGAGCCCUUGCCCCUUCCUCCAGAGGAGGAGGAGGAAGAGCCCACCACACCUGUCUCUCAGGAACCAGAAAGAAAGUCAGGAGAGCUCUCAGAUCAGGGAAAACUUGCCGCGGACGAUGAGAAGAAGACAAAGGGCAGGAAGCGAAAGUCAAAGUCAAGCUCAAGGGCUGAUGAAUAUCCGCAGAACAACUUAUAUAGAGUGCCUCCCACUUAUUCACCAAUUUCCUCUCAAAUGAUGCACCAUCCUCAGUCUGCCUUGUGGGGGUACAACAUCAUGGGGCAGCCGCAGCAGCCCGGCUUCUUCGUGCCGAACCAGCCCCUCCCACCAGGUGGUUCCAGGCUGGAUCCGACGGGCUCCUUUGUUCCAACUAAUACGAAGCAAGCCCUGUCGAACAUGCUGCAGCGGCGCUCUGGCACCAUGAUGCAGCCCCCCUCUAUCCAUGCAAUCACGCCUCAGCAGCAAUUGCUCCAGAUGAAACUCCUGCAGCAAGAGCAGCAGCAGCAGCGGCUCCUCAGGCAGCAAGCACAGUCACGGUCUCUCCAACAG
Molecule: messenger RNA, 1342 nt
Organism: Pelecanus crispus (Dalmatian pelican)
Lineage: Eukaryota; Metazoa; Chordata; Aves; Pelecaniformes; Pelecanidae
Source: RefSeq, a predicted model, not a curated record